AUGGACUCUGUCGUCGAACUCCAGCGCCAGACACAUGAAGAGAUAGAGCACCUGGAGCGAGCUCUUUACACCACGCUCUCGAAACCCCAGCUCACGCACCAGGUCCGUCUCCAGAACGAGCACAAGGCCAUCCAGCUCCUCGACCGCAUACAUUCACGGGUCGUCACGCUCAACAACCAUUACGAAGAUGAAGGCACGAGAAAAUCUGAGAUUGAAAGUCUGUCCGCACCUGUGAGACAGGAUGAUCUCUCGGCAUUCUACGCCCGGCUAGCAAAGAUCCAGGAGCACCACGCGAAGUACCCAGAUACCACUGUUGGUGGAUUUGAGAUGGAACUGGCAGUAUUUCUGGAUGAAGCCGAAGAGGUGGAAGACGAGGAGUUUGAACAGGAUGACCCCAUUGCUCUGCUUUUCUCUGGCGAAGAGGGCUACGGAAAAUAUCUUGACCUGUACACGAACCACACCACCUACAACAACCUCAAACACAUUGGCAAGCGACUGGCAUAUUUGCAGUAUCUGGACAUUCUUCUUGCUGCUCAGUCAGAACCUGUUCACGCUGAGCUUCUGAAAGAAUGUCGUCUCCAUCGUGAUUAUGAGCUGUACAUCCGUGCGCUUCAUACAUAUCUCAUCUCUUUCAUGAAAAGAUCGCAGCCGUUGGUCGACGUGGACUCACAAGAACGCGAAGCGGAGAGUCAGUUUGAGAAGGUAUGGGAAAACGGGAUGGAGGACUGGCAGGACUCGCGACAGGCGGCAGCAACUCAUGGAAAUGGAGAGGCGGGCAUCUGGUGUGCAGCUUGCCAGAAAAUGUACUCAAAACAAACGGUGUACGACGCUCACCUGGGCUCGAAGAAGCACGUCAAGGCUGCUCAGAAACAAGCCACAUCCGAUGCACCUCCUGCCAAUCCAAAUGGUCCUGCGCCUGCGAAUGGUGCAACCAUAAGCGCAAACGGGGAGUCUUCAAAAGCCUCCGACAAGCAUCGAACUGCCGCGCUCCUCACCCAUCUUUGUACCCAAAUGCUCCGUGCUCUCGCACCAGCUCUCAGUGAAACCAAGUCGAACGUUGAGCGCCGAUUUUCCCUCACUGCUCGCGAACGCGAACAGGAGCUUCUCGAGCAAGCGAAGAAGCCCGCGCCAACCACGAAAACGCCGGCGAACGGCGAGAACGGGGAAGAGGAGGAAGAGGAAGAGGAGCGCAUCUACAAUCCCUUGAAGCUGCCGCUUGGAUGGGACGGCAAGCCGAUCCCAUAUUGGUUGUACAAGCUGCAUGGAUUGGGUGUAGAGUAUCGUUGCGAGAUUUGCUCAGAUCACGUCUACAUGGGCAGGAAGAACUUCGACAGGCAUUUCCAGGAGUCACGGCACGCCUUCGGCAUGCGAGCCCUUGGGUUGCCUAAUACGAAGCACUUCCACGAGAUCACUCGUAUUGAAGACGCCCUAGCCCUUGCGGAGAAGCUCAAGCGUGAAGGUCGCCAUGAGAUCUUCGAGCAGGAGACCAUGGAAGAGCUUGAGGAUGAAGAGGGCAAUGUCUACAACCGCAAGACGUACGAGGAUCUAAAGAAGCAAGGACUGAUUUAA
Messenger RNA from Epithele typhae, 1569 nucleotides. Its product is annotated as RNA splicing factor PRP9. Gene Ontology annotation, cellular component: spliceosomal complex. Lineage: Eukaryota; Fungi; Basidiomycota; Agaricomycetes; Polyporales; Epitheliaceae. Gene Ontology annotation, biological process: mRNA splicing, via spliceosome. Gene Ontology annotation, molecular function: RNA binding. The transcript is spliced from 6 exons. Bases 1 to 1569 code for a protein of 522 amino acids. The record is from RefSeq and is a predicted model, not a curated record.